This is a messenger RNA of Necator americanus (New World hookworm), 840 nucleotides long. RefSeq lists its product as uncharacterized. The record is from RefSeq and is a predicted model, not a curated record. Gene Ontology annotation, biological process: positive regulation of DNA-templated transcription, elongation; regulation of transcription by RNA polymerase II. The transcript is spliced from 9 exons. Gene Ontology annotation, cellular component: cyclin/CDK positive transcription elongation factor complex; nucleus. Bases 1 to 840 code for a protein of 279 amino acids. NCBI's taxonomy places the organism in Eukaryota, Metazoa, Nematoda, Chromadorea, Rhabditida, Ancylostomatidae. Gene Ontology annotation, molecular function: cyclin-dependent protein serine/threonine kinase activator activity.
AUGCGAGAUUGGUUGUGGUCUCCAGAAGAAGUGAAGGAUACUCCUUCGGUUAGAGCUGGAAUGUCCCACGCAAACGAAGCAAAGCUCCGAAGAGAAGGAAUAAGGUUGAUUAUGGAAGUCGGAACAGGCGUUAGAGCUAAAGCGUGGCCCACGAUAGGAACUGCUGCUGUCUAUUUCCAUCGUUUUUAUAUGUUUCAUACUUUCCAGGAAUUCGCUCGUGAGAUGACAGCAAUGGGAUGCCUUUUUCUUGCUGGCAAAGUGUCAGAAACACCGAAAAAAUGUAAAGAUAUCGUGACGGCUGCUCAGAAUGUUUUCCCCACUGUAUAUGGGCAGAAGAAUCGCAACGCCUUUGUUGACGAAAUAAUGGGUAUUGAGCGUGUGCUGCUCCAAACAAUGAAAUUCGACUUGCAAGUAGAUUUGCCGUACCAAUAUCUCAUUGACUAUUCGAAAAAGUUCAAGUUAACUAAGACUGAGAUCAACUCUCUAGUCCACACAUCAUGGACUUUUGUUAACGAUAGCUCAUUUACAGUUUUGUGCUUAAUUUGGGAACCACAGGUUAUCGCCGUUGCCCUUCUUCACCUUUCAAUCACAGUUCGAAAAGUGAAUAUAGGCUUGCCAGAUUGUUGGUGGAACGAAUACAUUGCGAACUUAUCGAACAGCCUUAUCGAUGACAUCUGCCAUAAGCAGGUUUUGGAUUUCUACUCUAUCUCGAAGGAAGAGAAAAUGGAUUUCAUGCCUCCCCGUCCAUUUGUUCUCGGCCAAACACCUAUCAUGCCAGCACCUGCAGCCGCUAAAUCUGUUUGUUUAGCAGUUUCCAAGUUGUUAUUCUGUGAUAUGUAA